Messenger RNA from Talaromyces proteolyticus, 549 nucleotides. RefSeq lists its product as uncharacterized. NCBI's taxonomy places the organism in Eukaryota, Fungi, Ascomycota, Eurotiomycetes, Eurotiales, Trichocomaceae. Bases 1 to 549 code for a protein of 182 amino acids. The transcript is spliced from 3 exons. The record is from RefSeq and is a predicted model, not a curated record.
AUGUCGAGAACUCCUUGCAUCUCACAUUAUAACCCACCCAUCCCAGAUACAACACUAGGACUUGAAAUUCUCGCAUCAGAGGUUCGACUCAAAACUUCCAGUGAUGACGCCUAUGAAUGGAUCGUCGACGACCCAUCUCUCAAGUCACUAUUCAAUAGGCAUCUCAGUAAGCACUCGGUCGGUGCUUAUAUGCAACUGUGUCAAGAAAUCGGCAAGUCGUUUCGAGCCGUUCCAAAGCAUACCUUGCGCAUGGAUGAUCUCGAAUUGGAAAAUGUCUAUCUUACGAACAAAUUAAGGUUGGCAGAACAAUUGGCGGGGGUCGAGGCACAACAAAAGGCAGAGUUAGAGAUGGAAGUCAUAAAUCAAAAGUCCGAUCUGUACCAAGCGCAAUUGACCAUCUCCUCUCUAGAAGACCAGGUCAUGUGGUUAUCUACACUUCUGGAAAAGUAUCAACAACUGUCGUUUGAGCCUUGUCUACUAGAUCAAGCGAUCUCGCUCUUACUGUCAAUGAGAGAGACCAUGGCCCCCUCCAACGGUCAAGACUGUUAA